Molecule: messenger RNA, 6938 nt
Organism: Prionailurus viverrinus (fishing cat)
Lineage: Eukaryota; Metazoa; Chordata; Mammalia; Carnivora; Felidae
Gene: TRIM4
Product: tripartite motif containing 4
Exons: 6
Coding region: 260-1687 (475 amino acids)
Molecular function (GO): zinc ion binding; protein binding
Source: RefSeq, a predicted model, not a curated record
GAGCAAGUUCCGCAUCUCUAUUGUUGGCCCGAGGGGCAGCCCGCGUCCCGUCGUGCCCCGCGGCGCCCUCUAGUAGCCGAAACCCCGAGGCUGCCGGGCUCGCGCUCGGGCCCCGCGGCGCGCGCAGAGGGGCCGCCGGUUGGCCAGCGCGCUCCGGGACUGGUCCCGAGGCCCCGGAGGAGAGACGGCACUUUCCCCUCCCCGCCGCCCGCAGUCCCUCGCCUCGCGUCGGAUCCCGACCCGGGGGCGGAGAAUCGGCAUGGAAGCCGAAGACCUCCAGGAAGACCUGACCUGCUCCAUCUGCCUGGACUAUUUCGAGGACCCGGUGUCCAUCGAGUGCGGCCAUAACUUCUGCCGCGGCUGCCUGCACCGCAGCUGGGCGCCGGGCGGCGGCGCGUUCCCCUGCCCCGAGUGCCGGCAGCCGUCGGCGCCCGCGGCGCUGCGGCCCAACUGGGCCUUGGCCCGGCUGACGGAGAAGACGCGGCGCCGGCGUCAGGGCCCCGUGCCCCCCGGCCUGUGCGGCCGCCACUGGGAAGCGCUGCGGCUCUUCUGCGAGGACGACCAGCGGCCCGUGUGCUUGGUGUGCAGGGAGUCGCAGGAGCACCAGACGCACACCAUGGCGCCCAUCGACGAGGCCUUCGCCAGCUACCGGGAGAAACUUCUUGAGACUCAGUGUAGUCUGACGGCCAAGAUGAAGAAAGCCAUGCAUUUGCAGGACAUGGAAGUGAAAAAUGCUACUGAGUGGAAGGAGAAGAUGAAGAACCAGCGAAUGAGAUUCGGUGCAGAGUUUGCAAAGCUGCACCACUUCCUGGCCGAAGAAGAGCAACUGUUUCUUCAGAGACUGAGCAAAGAAGAAGAAGAGACGAAGAAGAAACAGAAUGAGAACACGUUAAAGCUCCAUCAGACGAUCACUUCCUUGAAGCAGCUCAUCUUAGAGGUCGGGAGGAAGAGCCAGAGCCCCACCCUGGAGUUGCUGCAGAAUCCAAAAGAUGUGUUGACCAGGAGUGAGAACCAGGAUGUGAACUAUUCCCCUGAAGUUCUAACAGUGAAGACUGUGUGCAAGAUACCCAUGAUGAAGGAAAUGCUGAAGCGAUUCCAAGUGGCUGUAAAUCUAGCUGAAGACACGGCCCAUCCCAAACUUGUCUUCUCCCAGGAAGGGAGAUAUGUAAAAAACGGAGCAUCAGCCAGUUCUUGGCCAUUGUUUUCCUCAGCGUGGGGCUAUGUUAGUGGAUGGAGGACCCCUCCGAAGACCACACAGUCUGUGGAAAGAUUUCAGCACUUACCCUGUGUUUUGGGAAAAAACGUUUUCACUUCAGGGAAACAUUACUGGGAAGUUGAGAGCCGAGAUAGCCUGGAGAUUGCCGUGGGGGUAUGUCGGGAGGACAUCAUGGGGAUUGUUGAUAGUUCAAAAAUGUCCCCCCAUGUGGGAAUCUGGGCUAUUUGUUGGAGUUCUGCUGGCUACCGGCCCCUAAUAAGCUUUUCUGUAAGUCCUACCAAGCAAGAGCCUGCUCUUCACCGGGUGGGAGUUUUCCUAGAUCACGAGGCUGGGGACAUCUCCUUCUACAGCGCUGUGGAUGGAGCUCAUCUACACACUUUCUCUUGUCCUCACGUCUCCUGCCUCCGGCCAUUUUUUUGGUUGAGUCCGUUAGCAUCUUUAGUCAUCCCAGCAGUGACUGGUGGGAAAUGAGUCUUCCCCUGCCCAGGAAUCUUUGCCUGUACCCUAGCCUGGGGACAUGCAUCCCUUGGCCCUCUUCUUUCACUCUGUACAUACUGGUCCAGGUAGCGCAUCAGUACUGUCCAUUCAGAUUCUAAUUUGAUGUCUUGUUCAGCUCCCUGUGUGUGCUGUGCACAGAAAGUAUGGUGGAGCCUGUUGGUGGCCUUUCCAGCACCCACUUGCCCCAUGUCCCUCCUCCUCUUCUGGUUCUUCCUCAUUGAGCUGUUUGGUGUACACCCUCCCUGUGCUUCAGGAGAGGCAGCUCUCCCCAAUGCGAGGCAAUUCUGGCCAGUGAGCUGGGAUGAGAAAUGUUCCAGGAUGCUUCUAGGGAAAGAUCAUGUAGCUUUAAAAAAGAGGUGUUUAAGGAGACACAGCCCCUCUUCUGACGUUAGUAGCUGUCUUGGAACUGAGGAGAGCACAGUGACAGUGGAAAGGAAGAGGGAAUGUGGGCUUUGCUAGCAUUGUUGGACUGUUGGAAUUUCCUUAAUCCCCAAUUUCUUGUCAGAGGAGGUUACUGCUCGCUCAGUGUACAAGGCAAUUCAGGUUGCAUUUUUGUAUAGGAUGGUCUCUUUUCCUGAAACUUGACAGAUUUGUAGACUGUUUCUGCUCAGUCACAUAAUUCCUCUACUCUCCAGUAAGUACUGAUACCUCCCAAUCAGAAAGUGAGGGAAUCUUCCCUUACUCUGCCCAGGCUAUGACUCUUCUUCACCCGACCAUGCCUACGCCCUCAAGUGUUGAUUAUGUUUCUAUCUAUCAAAUUCUUACUGUUGUGUAUGCAAGGUAUUCACGUCACAUCUAAAACAUUGGGAGGCACUUGCCAAGUAUUCACACUGCACUUCUGGCCUCUUCAUUAAUGCUCUUGUACGACUCCUGCAGAAGCUUGGUGUGAGAUGGAAAUUAAAAUCCUCUUUUUACAAGUAAGAAAACAGACCUUUGGGGUAACUCACUCGGUAUUGUUUGGCUGGCAAAUGGGAAUGCUGGGAUUAAAUCCAGAUCAGUCUGAGGUAAAAGCCUGUGCCCUUUUCUGGUCUUUGUAAGCUUCUGGUUUUUGUAAUGCUCUUUGUGAGCAUUUAUUGAAUGCAGAUUGCAUGUCAGCAACAUCUUCGUGUUGGGUUUUUAUUUUGUUACACAUUUUUAUCCAUUUAUAUGUGUUUUCCCUCAUUUUAUCUUUGUUUUCUAGAGUAUAAGCUCUCAGGAUUGUGACAGGAACUGGGUAGUUAUUUUAAAAAUAAUGAUUGUUUCUCUCUGUAAAAGUUGUCCACUUAUGGUAGAAAAUUCGGAACAUACAAAAAGUAUAAAAAGCUGAAAGUUAUUGGUAAUUUCACCACUUCUAACAUUUUAAUGUGUUUCCUCCCAGAUUUCUGUAGACUUUCUGGCAGUGAUUUAAUAGCACCCUCCCUAACCCCUCCUCCCCUCCUAUGUCUCUGCCCAUCCUGGCUUGUCUUUCUCUUCAGCCUGAGCAACCCUCUCAUUCAGUGAUUUCUGCUGAAUUCUCCUUAACUUUCUAAAGUACUUGCUGUUAGGAGUUGCACUGGGUCCUCUAAAAAGAUAGGUUGAAGUCCUACCUGUGAAUAUGACCUUAUUUGGAAAUUAAGAUGCGGUCAUUAGGGUGGGCCCUAACCCAAUGUAACUGGCACCCUAAUAAUAAUAGUAAUAAUAAUCUGUGGUGCACACGGAGGUGCCGUGUGAAGACACAGGGAAAAUGACCGUGGGAGAGAUUGGUGUCAUGCUGCCACAAGCCAGCUGAGGGCUGCUAGAACCUGGAAAAGGCAAGGAAGAACCCUUCCCUAGAAGCUUCCGGAAGAACAUGCUCCUGCCAACACCUUGAUUUGGGACCUCUAGCCUCCAGAACUGUGAGAUGAUUAACUUUUGUUAUUUUAAGCCGCUGGUUUGUGGCUUGUCACAGAGCCCUAGGAAGCAAAUACACUUGCCCAUCAGGACUUUCCCCAGUGUCUGCCUUGUUCGUUUCCAGUCCUUGGGAAACUCAUUACUACCUUUCCUCCAUCCUCCUCCUGGGCUGUUGAGCCAGGUCGACUGGUUCUGCUACAAAGUCUUGUUCUCUGACUUCAAGUGGGCUAUUUGAACUCCUUGGUGAACAAACUUUAUUUUUUCAUCCCUUGACUUCCUUUUACAUUUUUGGUGGCAGUGAUUCCAGACCAUUUCCUCCUCUUUCAAGGCUUCAUGAGCCCUGUCAUACUACCGUAGGGGAGGCAAACUUUACCUCUACCUGUCUUAAGUUUUUGGCUGGGCCUCUGACAAGAAAUCAGAUUAACAAGAGAAAAACAGUUUACUAACGCACGCAGCACACACCAUGCAGGAGAAACCUAAAGUGAAGAGCAACUCAAAGUGGAGGCUUAGAAUUCUGGUUUACGUAGUACCUUUAAUAAAGAACAAUACAUUUGUGGAGGACGUAGGAGGAACGUCUUAGCCUUCCAGGUGCGGCAGUCUGUGGGAAGGUAAAUGCAUGUGAGGAAACUAAUGGAGGAAAUGUUUGCAGAUUCCUCUUUGGUGUUGUCUCCAGCAAAAGGAGAAUGUAUAUCUUGUCUGCAGGCAGAAAAAGGGGAGCUUUUUCUGGGUUUGCUGCUCUUAAUUGCCUUCAGCUCAAAAUAAUUUUUAUGCUAAAGAGGCAUAUUUUGGGCUGACACAUUCUGGUUUCCUUCACUAUUAUUAAAGAACUUGCAUCUUUUACAGAGAAAAAUAUUCUUCUCUUACUCCACCUAAUAUAUGUAUGUGUAUAUAUAUAUAUAUGUAUAUAUAUAUACACACACAUAUAUACAUAUAUACAUACACACACAUAUACAUAUAUAUAUAUAUACACACACGUGUAUAUAAUACAUAUAUAUAUAUAUAUAUAUAUAUUUUUUUUUUUUUUUUUUUUUUUUUGCCUCUUUUGUGAGUCUUGAUAUUGGCUCCCCUCAGGUAUGAGUUGGGACACAGGUAUCAUAUUUACUAAAAAUGAAGUAAACUCAUGAUGCUUCUGAUAGACAAACAGGACUGUAAUAGUUUUCAGUGUUACUUAGGGAUUUUUCUGAGUCUUUACUAUGUUAACAUGUUACGACAUAUUGGAAGAGGUAUUUAUUACACAGGAUUUCUCAAGCUUAUUUCACCACAGAAACUAACUGAGGGACUAAUUCAGAGACUUUCCAGAAGAUGGUUUGGCAAUAACUAUCCUACACUUUCUCCAGAUGGUCUUGACUCUCUCAGAUUUAAACCUAGACUUGCACUGCCUCGCCCUCAAAGUUGGUGGGUAUAUGCAUUGGUGUUCUAAGCACCAAUGUCUACACUGUGUGACAGUGGAUAAGGCUCUGGUAAGAUCUUUUCCCCUGGAGACUGGGCUUUUGUUAUGUAGAGCAUUCUAGGCACAUUUUUCAGUGAUUUCUGUUGCUCCUCCCUCCUGACUCUGAUAGGAGGAGAUCUUUCUCAACUUUUCAUUCUGAGAAUUUGGUGGAGUUUCUGGAGUUAAACCCAUGAAUAUAUGCUCUCCAGCCCCCUGCCCAACCCUGCAGCUCCAAGAAGUUUCUCACCCUUAAGCUAGCCCACACUCAACCUCACACUCAAUCUUCAUUGAAACCAUUAUUUAUUCCUAUAAGUUUAUAGCUCUGUUGAAUUUUGCUUCAGGUAAGGAGGUCUUAGCUUUGCCUCUGUGGACUUGCUUGUCUAUCCAGAUUUUGGGGUGGCAGUUUGCCAUGCAACCUAAAUUCUCUGAUAAGUGCAGGAAAAGCCAUUACUUUUCAGUUUUCUCAUCUUUUUCUUGUAAGGAUGUGAGUUAGGACUUCCCAAUUCUUUAAAUGUGGGAGCUGAAACUGCAAGUCAUAAUAUAUCAUAAUAUUAAAAUAGGCUUCUUGUGAGACCUCUGUAUGGUUAAUUGUGUCAGCUCGACUAAAGGGUGCCUAGAUAGCUGGUAAAACAUUAUUUCUGGGUGUGUCUGUGAAGGUAUUUCCAGGAGAGAUUAACAUUUGAACUGAUACAUUGAGUAAAAAAAAGAUCAUUUUCACCAAAGUGGGUAGACAUUGUCCAAUCAAUGGAGAGCUGGAUAGAACAGAAAGGCAAGUUUCUCCUCUGCAUGAGCUGGGACGUCCAUCUGCCCCGGGGACAUUGGCGCUUCUGAUUCUUGGGCCUUCAGAUGUGGACUGGGACUUAUACCAUUGAUCCCCGAUUCUUGAGCCUCUGGACCCCAACUGGAACUUACACCAUUAGUUCUCCUAGUUUUCAGGUCUUUGGACUUGGAUUGAAUUACAGCACCAGCUUCCCUGAGUUUCCAGCUUGCAGACAGUAGAUUGUGGGACUUCUUGUCCUCCAUGGUGACGUGAGCCAAUGGCCAGUGAUCCAUCCAUCUUAUUGGUUCUGUUUUUCUGGAGGACCCCUUGCUUUUUUGUUUUUGUUUUAAAUCAUCUAGUCUUUCCAUUCUUAACUGUUAUUCUUAAACUAUUCACCUUUAAAGUUAUUGUUUCUUUCCAACAUGGCCCAGCAGAAUAGCUCCCACAGAGAAGGGUGGUGAGAGGAAGGGCUAUUCUUCUAUCAUCAAGGUAGUGACAAGAGAAUACACCAUCAAUAUUCACAAGUAUCCAUGGAGUGGAUUUCAAGAAGUGUGCCCUUUGGGCACUCAAAGAAAUUUGGAAAUUUGCCAUGAAGGAGAUGUGAACUUCAGAUGUGCACAUUGAUACCAAUGUGGGCCAAAGGAAUAAGGAAUGUUUCAUACCAUGUCCAUGUGUGGUUGUCCAAAAAACAGCAAGGAUGAAGAUUCAUCAAACAGGCUUCACACAUUGGUUACAUAUGUACACAUCAUCACUUUCAAAAAUCUACAGGUAAUAGAUGUGGAUGAGAACUAACCACUGAUUGUCAAAUAAAUGUAUAAAACUGCAACAGAAAAAGUUAUUGUUUGAUAUAGUUGGAUGAAAAUAUAUUAUUUUGCUAGUUCUUUUAUUAGUUUAAUUUUUUCUAAGUUUUUUUCCUUUUUCUGCUUUCUCUAGUUUUAUUGUAUAUUUAAAAAAUAAAAUUCAUUUUAUCUCCUCUACUUAUUAUUGAUACUUCUUUUAAAAACCUUUUUAGUCAUUGCCAUGGGAUUUACAGUAUACAUGUUGAAAAAAUCUGAAUCUACCUUCAAGUAACAUGUCAAUGUGUAGAAAGAGACUUUAUAAUAGUAGAAAUUGUUUUCCAGUCCUUGUUCUAUUGUUAUCAUACAUUUCACUUUUUUUGGACGCAAUAAAAACCCAAUACAUUGUUA